Messenger RNA from Cercocebus atys (sooty mangabey), 2537 nucleotides. Its product is annotated as high mobility group protein B3-like. Gene Ontology annotation, molecular function: DNA binding, bending. The transcript has a single exon. The record is from RefSeq and is a predicted model, not a curated record. NCBI's taxonomy places the organism in Eukaryota, Metazoa, Chordata, Mammalia, Primates, Cercopithecidae. Gene Ontology annotation, biological process: regulation of transcription by RNA polymerase II.
GCCAAGAUCACGCCAUUAUGCUCCAGCCUAGGCAACAAGAGUGAAACUCUGUCUCAAAAAAAAAAAAAAUUAAUCUAUAUGUUCAUACAUAUUGCCUUUCAUAUAACUAAAAUCAAAUUUCUUUCUUCCUUUCUUGCCUGGUUCUCUCUCCUUCCCAUUUUGUUCCAAGAUAACCAUGUCGUAUAUAUAUCCUUCCAUAUUUUUCCUCAUACUUGCAUGAUUAUCCUAUCUGUUUUUGUUUAUUUAUAUAUUUUAAGAUAGGAUCUUGCUUUGUUGCCAGGCUGGUCUUGAACUCCUGGGAUCAAAGGAUCCUCCCACCUCAGCCUAGUAUCUGGAAAUUAUUCUAAUAGACUAGAAGGUAAAUGGAGUUGAGACGAAUUUUAAUGUGUGGCUUUGGGGAUGGCGGUUGGAAAGUAAAGGCCAUUUUGGCAAUAGAUUUUUAUCUUUAAAGUGAAUAUCCACUUGGUUGCAAGAGGAUUAAUUAUAGGAAUCUCUUCCUCUUGUAGUCUCUCAGCUUGAACAGAUAAAUAUAGAGCACCAGUGCUCAGAGAGGGAAUGCUGUAGAGAACGUGUGGGUAGCUGCUGUAGUUUUACACAGCAGAUAACAUCUAGAAUAAAGAACAGAUGAAAAUACUCAUUGAGGAUUAGCGUUCUUGAAACAUCAUCAAAUGGAACAUUCCCCAAGCCUAGCAUUCAGAGCCAUUCAUAAUCUUGCUCAUCUUGCAUGUCUGAUAAUAUCUCCUAUCGAGCCCAACAUACUUUUCCCUAAUCCCACUUUACUCGCUGCCUGCUGCAUUCAUUCCUAGUGCCAGACAUUUGUUUUAUCCUUUCGAAGAUACAUCUCUGCCUUUCUACAUUCCUGAUUACAAUCUGUCUUUUCAGUACUCCACUCAAGUGUCACCGCCUUCAUGAAGCCUCUUUGCUUUCUCUAGACCACAUUGAUCCUUUUUAUCUCUUAACUCCUAGAGUACUGAUACUUUGAAUUCUUCGUAUUGGUUCCCGAGUAUGUAUUUGUGUAGCAGUAGGAAGUGUUUUUUGAGUGCCUCUUGUAUGGGAAGCACUAUGGUAAAUAUUGGGUUUAUAGGAAUGAACACGACAGAUAAUGUCCCUGUCCUUAAGAAGUUUUAUAUUCUUGUGGGGAGAGACAGCUAAUAAAUAAUUAACAAGAAAAUAUCAGUAAGAAUCUGAUGAAAAAAUGUAUGAAGAAUGAAUCAGAGCUCUUAGUUGAAACGGCAAAGCCCAGUAGUUUAUUUAAGCAGAAUUAAAAAAAAAAAAUUUUUUUUUAAAAUCUAAUAAGAUAGCUCACAGAAUCUUCACGGAUGCCAGAGAAUCAGUCUUGGCGUCUACUUAGCUAGGAAAAAUGCCCAAAUUAUACCACUGGACCAAAUCAUUGGAGACUACUGCUUUUGCCACUGGGAAUAGGUAUUAGAACUUGUAACUGUUUGUGCUGAGUGUGAGAUGCCACUGCUAGGACCUCUGCUAUUUCUGCUUCUGAAAGAAUGCUGAUAUAACUCUGAAAUGUUCUUUAGAAUGGAUUUCACAUGGCGUUUCCAUUAUAUCACUUGCCUCCUAAUGAAUAUCAUGUGAAUGUGUUUUAUUGGCAUAAUAUAGGUCAAUUACCUGCUCCCGGUUUGCAAGACAGGAUGGGUAACUGAAUUUCUGACUUUUAUUUUGAGGAGGUAGGAUUUAAGGGAUGAGAAAUUCGCCAAACAAGAAAGGCUGUUUAAAGGUACUGAAUACUUAACUAGUUGAUUAUUAAUAAACUAUGGGAAAUUUGAUACAGUGGAGUGAUUGGAGGAUUAAUUUAGAUUUGAGUAGUCAGAGAAGAUUUCUCUAAGUUCAUGAUACUUAAGCUGAGACAUAUAUGACAAGGGGAAAUCCAUGUAAAGAUACGGGUGAAGAGGAACAAUACAGUCAGGAUGGCUAAAGGUGACUUCAAGAAACCAAAGGGCAAGAUGUCUGCUUAUGCCUUCUUUGUGCAGAUGUGCAGAGAAGAACAUAAGAAGAAAAACCCAGAGGUCCCUGUCAAUUUUGCAGAAGUUUCCAAGAAGUGCUCUGAGAGGUAGAAGAUGAUGUCUGGGAAAGAGAAAUCUAAAUUUGAUGAAAUGGCAAAGGCGGAUAAAGUGCGCUAUGAUCGGGAAAUGAAGGAUUAUGGACCAGCUAAGGGAGGCAAGAAGAAGGAGGAUCCUAAUGCUGCCAAAAGGCCGCCGUCUGGAUUCUUCCUGUUCUGUUCAGAAUUCCGCCCCAAGAUCAAAUCCACAAACCCCGGCAUCUCUAUUGGAGACAUGGCAAAAAAGCUGGGUGAGAUGUGGAAGAAUUUAAAUGACAGUGAAAAGCAGCCUUACAUCACUAAGGCAGCAAAGCUGAAGGAGAAGUAUGAGAAGGAUGUUGCUGACUUUAAGUCAAAAGGAAAGUUUGAUGGUGCAAAGGGUCCUGCUAAAGUUGCCUGGAAAAAGGUGGAAGAGGAAGAUGAAGAAGAGGAGGAGGAAGAAGAGGAGGAGGAGGAGGAGGAUGAAUGAAGAAACUGUUUAUCUGUC